This is a messenger RNA of Peronospora matthiolae, 282 nucleotides long. The record is from the annotation of a GenBank genome assembly. NCBI's taxonomy places the organism in Eukaryota, Oomycota, Peronosporomycetes, Peronosporales, Peronosporaceae.
AUGGGUAGAAGAAGCUCUGACCGUGUGAUUUACACGCUGAAGAGCUCAACGAUGGACGAGGACACGACUGAGAAGAAGUGGGCCAUCGAGCAGACAAGUCACAACUCCACCGAAAAUCGACGAGCGUCGUCGUUCGCAACGACAUUCAAGGACAAGACGCGCAUGGCAAAAAUGCCGAGGGGUUAUAGACACAACCGCGGCGUUCUCUGCUGUUGGACGACUUCGAUGACUCAAUGUGGGAAGAUCACGAGGGGGUUCAGCCGCGACAAGUUUUUCGGUUGA